Molecule: messenger RNA, 2790 nt
Organism: Otolemur garnettii (small-eared galago)
Lineage: Eukaryota; Metazoa; Chordata; Mammalia; Primates; Galagidae
Gene: TADA2B
Product: transcriptional adaptor 2B
Exons: 2
Coding region: 1-1353 (450 amino acids)
Biological process (GO): chromatin remodeling; regulation of transcription by RNA polymerase II
Cellular component (GO): SAGA-type complex; nucleus
Molecular function (GO): transcription coactivator activity; chromatin binding; zinc ion binding
Source: RefSeq, a predicted model, not a curated record
AUGGCGGAGCUCGGUAAGAAGUAUUGCGUGUACUGCCUGGCCGAGGUGAGUCCGCUGCGCUUCCGCUGCACCGAGUGCCAGGACAUCGAGCUGUGCCCCGAGUGCUUCUCGGCCGGCGCCGAGAUUGGCCACCACCGCCGCUACCACGGCUACCAGCUGGUGGACGGCGGGCGCUUCACGCUCUGGGGGCCCGAGGCCGAGGGCGGCUGGACCAGCCGCGAAGAGCAGCUGCUGCUGGACGCCAUCGAGCAGUUCGGCUUCGGAAACUGGGUGAGCGGCGGCGCGGACGAGAGCCGGGCCGGGCCCUGCCUAGGGCACCCGCCCCGGGCAGACCGCCCGUGCCCUGGGACGCGUAGUAAGGAAGAUAUGGCUGCUCACGUUGGCGCUUCCCGGACUCCCCAAGAAGUGAUGGAACAUUACGUGAGCAUGUACAUCCAUGGCAACCUGGGCAAAGCCUGCAUUCCUGACACAAUCCCCAACCGGGUGACAGACCACACCUGCCCCAGUGGAGGCCCCCUCUCGCCCAGCCUCACCACCCCGUUGCCUCCUCUGGACAUUUCCGUGGCCGAGCAGCAGCAGCUGGGUUACAUGCCUCUGCGGGACGACUAUGAGAUUGAGUAUGACCAGGAUGCUGAGACACUUAUCAGCGGGCUCUCGGUGAACUAUGAUGACGAUGAUGUGGAGAUCGAGCUCAAGCGUGCCCAUGUGGACAUGUAUGUGCGGAAGCUGAAGGAGCGACAGCGACGGAAAAACAUUGCCCGCGACUACAACCUGGUGCCAGCCUUUCUGGGGAAGGACAAGAAGGAAAAGGAGAAGACACUGAAGCGCAAGAUCACGAAGGAAGAGAAAGAGCUGCGCCUAAAGCUGAGGCCCCUCUACCAGUUCAUGUCCUGUAAGGAGUUUGAUGACUUGUUUGAAAACAUGCACAAAGAAAAAAUGCUCCGAGCCAAAAUCCGAGAACUGCAGCGCUAUCGGCGGAACGGAAUCACUAAGAUGGAGGAGUCAGCAGAGUAUGAGGCUGCGCGGCACAAACGGGAGAAGAGGAAGGAGAACAAAAACCUAGCAGGCUCCAAACGGGGAAAGGAGGAUGGCAAAGACGGAGAGUUCGCUGCCAUCGAGAACCUCCCAGGUUUCGAGCUCCUGUCAGAUCGUGAGAAGGUGCUCUGCAGCUCUUUAAAUCUGAGUCCAGCCCGUUACGUAACUGUGAAAACUAUUAUCAUUAAAGAUCACCUCCAGAAACGACAAGGAAUCCCCUCCAAAAGUCGCCUUCCUAGUUAUUUGGACAAAGUCCUAAAGAAAAGAAUUUUGAAUUUCCUCACAGAGAGUGGCUGGAUAUCCAGGGACGCGUCCUGAGGCUGGAACAGCUCUGGAGCCACAAUGACCUGGGGGUGCUUUCCCCCUUGUUGCUCUUUUUUUUAAACAAAUUGAGUUCUUUUUUUAAGAUAAAAGUUCUUUUCAUGGUCCUCUGAAAGCAGCAAUAGUAACAAUCUUAUAUUGGAUCAUGGGGGAAAGAAAUGUGUCUAUUUUAACUUAAUCCUUAAAGUAAUACUUAAAGAUGAUUGCCCUUUACCUGGUCAGUUUGGAGAGUAUUAUGAGAUUGGAUAAUUUACUUUUAUUUUGUGAGCGUUUUUUCCCUUUGGGUACAAAAACUAUUGUGCUAUGGGUAACAGAAGCAUGGUUUUCUGCUGGACUGCCAAGCCAUCAGCGCUUUCCUGGUGACACAGCUCUUCUCAGGCAGGGCUGCUGGAGGCUCCCCUUCUCUGAGCUCAUGUGACCCCAGCUGACCCCGGCAUGGUCCCGGGCACACAGCACUUUAUGUGGAGGCAGGUCAGGCACAGACUCCACUGUGUAGCAGAUGAAGAAAGUGAGGCCAGAGAACAAUAGGAGGACAUAACAUGGAAACUUGAGGAAGAAUUUGUGGUUCAAUACAAUGACCAAAUCACCUUGCACUUAACUGUUGGCAGCAGCAGUCUGUGGUCCCCAGAUCCCCAAACUGAGCCUUGCUUCAUUCUGAUCUGGGUAAAGCCUAUAGAUUCACUUGGGAAGAGCAGUGCCCCCCCCCCCCCCUUGGGGCAGGCUCCUUUGGUGUGGCCAUGUCCCUUCUGAGCAGGAAAGCAAGCUAGUGGUAGGGACAGGGCUUCUGUAAACCAGCUUCUGGGGGUGCUGCUGUUAGUAUGUGCAGUGCGUUAUACUUGGAAGAGCCCAUUCAAGGCUGACAGUUCUGAAUUCACAGUUGCAAGAAAUCUUUUUUGCGGAAAACAUGAGCGCACUCUCCUGGCAAAGCAUCCCUUCAGUCACCAGGCCAGGGCAGUUCUGACCAGCAUCCUGAGCCUUGCUUCUAGCUCGCGUGCUGCUUCUGUUUGCUGUCCUGAAUCAGACUCAGAAAUGGCUUCUUCCUAGUCCUCUCAGUUUUUUUCUGGGGCCUUCUUUCAAGGAUGUACACGGUACCUUCUUCCUGAAACUUGAGGAAGUCUUUUGUCUUCCGGCUGCUCAGGGUUCUCCCGUCUAAGACCCUGCUUUAAGGAGAGUCUGUGGAGUGACAGGGUCCCCAGCACCCCAUUCUUCCAGGAGCUCGUCUCGCCUCUCUUGCCCCCAUAGGUACCAAGAGACUGUUUACCUCCCACAAUGUUUGGGCUUGAAGUUACAUUAAAGUGAAGUUAUUUGAAAGAAAAAAAAACCUCAUCAUUUCCAAGGACAACUUAAAUACUGUGCCUUUUCCUUUCUUUUUACAUCCUUCUCUCCCCUAGGGUAAAUUUUCAGCAUUAAAUAAAACAGUUCAAAUAUAUUGUA